Molecule: messenger RNA, 2518 nt
Organism: Cheilinus undulatus (humphead wrasse)
Lineage: Eukaryota; Metazoa; Chordata; Actinopteri; Labriformes; Labridae
Gene: haus5
Product: HAUS augmin-like complex, subunit 5
Exons: 19
Coding region: 218-2197 (659 amino acids)
Biological process (GO): spindle assembly; centrosome cycle
Cellular component (GO): centrosome; HAUS complex
Source: RefSeq, a predicted model, not a curated record
AGUUAAAAAUAUAAGUAUUUCAGACUGAUUUCAAAUUCUGGAAAAUAAAUUUUAAGUCACCUUACAUUUUGAAUAAUCUUCUUUGAGAGUAGCUUUGCUGUAAUACAUGCUCUUUGCUCUGCCACUAACAGCCGGUUGAGCAAGGUUUGCCAGCCGCCCGACACUGCUAGCUAGAUUAGCUUGGUACAGGUUGUUUACUUCUCUGUGGUCUGAAAGGAUGGCGGACAGAAAUCUUGUGCUGGAAUUGAAACGGUGGGCAACAGAGGAGUUUAAUCUGCCUCCGGAAAGCCUGCCAAAUGACAGCUAUUUCAAAACGCUCUGUGUUGGGUCUGGGAAGUCAAUAUGGAAAUAUAUCAUCCAACACGUUUUUCAGCAAAGGAAUGUGAGGAUCAUGCGUGGGAAUCUGCAGUGGUACAAAGUCCUUCAGGACAAAGAGUUGAAGCAAGCUGAAGGCCAAAGUGAGGCUGCCAAGCAGAGAGAGCUUCAGAGGAAGAUAGAGCAGCUGAGAGCAGAGAUCAGUCACCUGGAUUCUCAGAUAAGCGGGACAGAAGAACAGUUGGCUGCACAAGAGCAGUCCAUCAGCCGCACCUGGGCCAAAGUGGAGGACAGUCAGCACAGAGAGCUACUCCUGCAUGCCUUCAAGCAGCGCUGCAUUUCUGAUCGUAAAGUGCUAUCUGAUGACACACAAAAGAUCAGUGGAAACUACCAGGCACUGGAACAGGCUAGCAGGAAAGCAGAGAUUGAAGUGCUUUUUGAUAGUAAGUCUUCCAGCAGCAGUGAUGGAGAUGACCUCAACUCUAAAGCCGCAGAGGCACAGGUCCUGCGUGAAGUUAGACAGCUGUGUGAUGACAGGAUCCACUUCUAUUGUUCUCUACAAGAGAGUGAACUGAAACCAACACAUUCUGCAGCCAAACAUAUGACUCGGGAACAGCGUACAGCUGUGUUUCAGUACUGGCUCAGUGCUGUGGAGAGUGUUUUGAACAGUUAUCCUCCAAACCAUGUCCUCUCAGCGUUGGAGUAUCUAGCUUCCAGAGAGCAAAGAGAACUAGAGGAGAAAAUUGCCGCUCUGAAUGUGACACAAGAUAUGACUACUCUACGCUUCCGCUAUGACAGCAAUCACCUACUGGAUAUGUCAGCAGAAGAAGAUAAUGAGUUGCCACCAGUUAAGACCCUCUUAGAGGCUGCUUGGGAAGAGGUGCAGCAGAGUUUGGUAGAACUGGCCCAGACUCGCUCUAGAGUCCAGCAGCUCCGUGAACAGCUACAGGCUCAAAAGAAGGAAGCAGAGCUGGAGAUGUCUGGUGUUGCAGAUGCACUCCACAAUGACACCUUAGCACUGUCCGCUUUAAAAGUAGAACUCCAGUGUGUGAUGCAGACAACAGCCAGGGAUCACAUCAGAGACCAGUGUAUCCAACUUGACCAACAUGCCAGAAGUCGACAGGAAGCGCUUAAGAACCUGCGCAGUCAGUGGCAGAGCAUCCUUGACUUCAGACAUCUAGUGGUACUCAGACAGGAGCAGAUCAGAGGUCUGAUAAAGGGGAACUCGACAGCAAAGAUGGAGCUGCUCAGUCUGCAAACACAGAUACAAGAAUUCAUCCACGGCAAACUGGUGCCUCAGUUUGAAGAUGUCACCACUUCAGCUAGUGGUCUGAGGAACUCCAUUUUAAAGGAGGCUCGACAGUUGGGAACAGUUUCACUUCUUGCUCUUGAUCGGAGGACUGUUGAAGGAACUCAAAGAAUCCCAUCAUCAUGGUUGUCCAUCAAUCGCUUGAAGUCCCCAGUCUUCAGCAGCUUGUGUCAGAGCCUUGCAUUUCCAUUAUACAGAGCUCCAGAGGAUUUGUGUUCCCAGGCUCGCUCCCUGCAGCUGGAGUUGCGUUUUCUCCGCCAGCUACUGCAGCUUCAUUCUGCUUCUCUGCAAAAAACACAGAAAGAAGCAGAGCUGUUGCAUGCAUCUGAUCAAAAAGCUCUGCUUUCUAGAGUUGUAGAGGAAGAUCAAAAGCUUCUGAAGGCCCUCGUACCACGAGUAAGAAGCUUCACCCAACGUUGCACCCAAAGCCUUUCUUAUGGGAACCAAGUUAAAAUGGCUAUCUCCUACUGGUGGGAGAGGCCAACCCAGCAUGUCCUGCCUGAGAUCAGUAAAGGAGGGCUGACUUUUCAGCAGUGGCUGCAAAGGUGGAAACUUGCUACCAAAGCUGCUUAAGGGACUGAUCAUUCUUGUAAAAGAAAAACUCAAAGCACCUUUAAAGUCAUAUCCACACGUUUAAAACUCGUGACAAUUUCCUUAAUUUUCUAGGUGAGCUGAAAUUAUGAAUGUUAACAGUUGAUAUGAAACUGUGACCAUGCUAGUUUAUAGACAAUGGCAUAAGAAAAGACUACAACCUGUUAUAACUGUCCUGUUUAUUCUCAUUAUUGCUUUGAUGUUUUACCAUGUAAUAGUCAAUCUCUAAUAGAUCGUUUUAAAUGCAAUUAUAUGUUCAUGUCUUCCUGGAAAUCGAUCCAUCUCUAAUAAAGUUGUUGAAAA